Messenger RNA from Cololabis saira (Pacific saury), 1074 nucleotides. Its product is annotated as germ cell-specific gene 1-like protein. The record is from RefSeq and is a predicted model, not a curated record. The transcript is spliced from 5 exons. Lineage: Eukaryota; Metazoa; Chordata; Actinopteri; Beloniformes; Belonidae. Bases 157 to 1074 code for a protein of 305 amino acids. Gene Ontology annotation, cellular component: plasma membrane.
GCAGAGGAGGACGGGGGUUGCCAUGGGGAGAAGCUGGCGCAGGGAUGCUCUCAGUUCUCGCCCGUGGAGCCCCGAACGCAGCACGAUUAUGAAGAUUUGAUACGGCUGCCUGUCAAAAGCCUGGAUUAGCCGCCUCCUCGUUCCAUCUCCUCCAGCAUGAGGCUGGGGCACGGCCGGCGGGCUGCCCUGGCCAUCACCCUCAACUUCGUGGCGUUGGCCUUCGCCAUCUCGGCGGUGAGCACCAGCUACUGGUGCGAGGGCACCAGGAAGGUGGCCAAGCCCUUCUGCACGGGCCCGCCGGUGAAGAUCAAGCAGAGGUUCUGCAUCAGCUUCAACAGCUCCAACCUCAACGACAGCCGGCAGGUGCUGUACAUCUUCGAGACCGGCGAGGAGAAGUUCCUGCUGAAGAGGUUCCACGCCGGGAUCUUCUUCACCUGCGAGCAGGCCCUCGACAUGAAAGGCUUCGACUGCCGAAACUUCGCCGACGUUGCACCUGACCACGAGAAAGGCGUGCUGUGGCUGUGCGUGGUCUCCGAGAGCCUGUACCUGGGCCUGCUCUUCACCGGGGGAAUGCUGAUGAUCCUGGAACAGUGUCCGUGCUUCAGCAUCAUGAACAAGCUGAAGCUCAGUGCCUUCGCAGCCAUGUGCACCGCGCUGUCAGGCCUUUGUGGGAUGGUGGCCCACAUGAUGUUCACCACCAUCUUCCACCUGGCGGUGAUCAUGGGGCCGGUGGACUGGAGGCCCAAGACCUGGGACUACAGCUGGUCCUACGCCUUGGCCUGGAGCUCCUUCGGCACCUGCAUGGGCUCCGCCGUCACGGCGCUGAACCGCUACACCAAGACCAUCAUCGAGUUCAAGUACAAGCGGCGGAACAUCGAGAAGAACCUGAUGAUCAAGGAGAAGAUGAUGGAGCUGGACCUGCCGGAGCAGAUGUGGGACAUGUACCUGACGGCCUCGCCGGCGGACCAGGGGGUCCCGGGGCUCCCGCCGGCCAACGGCCUCAAGCCCUCCACGGGGGCGGCCUACGUGGUGGAGGUAGACAGCAUGACGGAGCAGAGGGAGGCCUACUGUUGA